Molecule: messenger RNA, 2139 nt
Organism: Cydia pomonella (codling moth)
Lineage: Eukaryota; Metazoa; Arthropoda; Insecta; Lepidoptera; Tortricidae
Product: solute carrier family 25 member 3-like
Exons: 2
Coding region: 908-1852 (314 amino acids)
Biological process (GO): mitochondrial phosphate ion transmembrane transport
Cellular component (GO): mitochondrial inner membrane
Molecular function (GO): phosphate transmembrane transporter activity
Source: RefSeq, a predicted model, not a curated record
CUGAUUGACUAGAACGUAAUUUUUUCCCGGAUUAGCAAAGUAUUUUUUUUUAAUUAGAAUGGAUUUCCGCAAAGUAACGCCUGAUUCUAUUCAUUUUUUUUACAAUUUAAAGAAGAUGUUAAAAUGAAGUUGCCUUAAAAUAUGCCUUGGGUUUCGUAUUUACUUGAUAUUGGGAUCGCGUGUUUUGUUGUCCGCCUGGUAAUCCUUCGUCUGUUGGCUGUUUCACUUACAUGCUGCGGCGCGCGUUAUGCGUAAAUAAAUGUAUGUGGGUAGAAUUUGCAUGUGUGUAAGUGUGUAACUAAGGCGUAGCCAAAUAGUAGUAUAAUAUACAGCGUGUAAAUCCCAUGCGGGCAAUAAAUUAAACCAGAUAUAGAAUUAAUAAUUAAUUUUGAAGUUAUACUUAACGUUGAUAGUUACUUUAAAAGCCCGUAACCCGUAACUUGUGUGUUGUAUUACAUUAUGGGCCGAAUUAUUUUGUAUGUUUACAUUUUUCAUUGUAUUUCUAAGCAAAAUCUAUCUCAAUAUACUUCUUAGGUCCUAUGCUAACCACCGUAGCGCGUAGCUCCAAUAUUUUUAGUGUCACCGUUGUGUUAAUAUACGGCAAGUUUGUGAAAAAGAAAGGGUCCGCACUCGCACGUAUAUAAUGUAACUCUAGGGUAAGACAUAUCGAAUUAGUUUGAAGUCCUUUUAUUAUAUUAUUUGAGUCCCUUCAAAUAGUAAAGUAUAUAAGAAAGUCCCUUACAGAAGAAAAUCAAAAGAGUUCCAUAGUUCAUCACGUCAAACGUCAAUAAAUGUUCACUCCUCAAGAAAAACAAAACUGUCAUUCAAAAGUCAUGAUCAAACAACAUAAAUUCCGGACCAAAUGGGUAUAAAAUAAUAGUUUUAGACGAAUAAAUAGUUUUCCAAGAUGGCACCUCCAAAAAAGGAAGAGUUCUCGUGUGAGCUCAACACUACCAAAUACUUCGCGCUGUGCGCAGGCGGCGGCGCCGUGUGCUGCGGCUCCACGCACUUGUUCGUCACUCCGCUGGAUCUGGUCAAAUGCCGGCUUCAGGUGGAUCCCGGCAAAUAUAAAUCCAUCUUCAAGGGAUUUGGCGUGUCUUUUAAAGAGGGCGGCGCUGCGAACCUCGUCAAGGGUUGGGCACCCACUCUAUUAGGAUAUAGCGCCCAGGGAGCAUUUAAGUUCGGCGGAUAUGAGUACUUCAAAUACAAAUACAGUGAAAUGGUGGGAGAGGAAAACGCUUACUUGUACAGGACCGGGGUAUAUCUAGCCGCGUCUGCGUCCGCCGAAAUGAUCGCUGAUUGCGCGCUCUGCCCUUUCGAAGCGACUAAAGUUCGCAUGCAGACUACGCCCGGCUACACUUCACAAAUGCGGAAGGCCAUGCCGCAUAUGCUGUCGACUGAAGGCAUAGGAGUGUUCUUUAAAGGAAUUGUGCCGCUGUGGGGUCGGCAAGUGCCGUACACAAUGAUGAAGUUCUCGUCGUUCGAGAAGACGGUGGAAUAUCUGUACGCGAAUGUGAUGCCGAAGCCGAGGGAGCAGUGUACAAAGGGCGAGCAGCUUCUCGUAACGUUUGCUGCUGGCUACAUCGCUGGCGUGCUGUGCGCGAUAGUGUCCCACCCGGCAGAUACGCUGGUGUCAAAGAUGAACAAGGACCCGAGUUCGAGCAUAGGCAGUAUACUGGCAGAGGUUGGAAUGUUAGGUAUCUGGCGAGGUCUGACGGCACGUAUCAUAAUGAUAGGGACCCUCACGGGGCUGCAGUGGUUCAUCUAUGACGCGUACAAAGUCUACAACGCGAUGCCCCGCCCCGCACCUGGGCCCAUGCCCGAGUCGUUGAGGAAGAAGUUAAAUAAAUAGCAAAUCGUUCGCUUGUAGAGCGAUAUAAAUAUUGUGUUUUUCUUCUGUUCAAAUACGAAGUGAUAAAUCUUGAAUUGGGUACGCAUAUGGACAGUAUAAACAUUUUCUUUAAAUUUUAAUGAUAAUUACUGCUGACCCCCAGUUUUGAUGUUUGUCGUAUUGCUGCUUUUAGUCUAUUAAGUAUGUAAAAUAAUAUUGUUUGCAAAAAUAAUCUUCGCAGGUCUCGUGCUUAAAUUAUAAUAUUAUUUUUGAGGUUGAGGAAUAAAUAAAAACUUCCUUAACUUAAA